AUGAAUGGAAUGGAAGGCAAUCAUUUCUAUGUCCCUGUGUCCAACAAGAUUGGUCUUCUUUGUACAGAGUUCAAGUAUCCACAAUACUGCUUAGGAACAUCUGCCUACUUUUUUCCCCUGAUUCUCUUGGGGUUCCCUAUCAACCACUUAGCUCUCUUGGUCACCAUCCAACACAAGAAAUUUGGAACACUACUAAACUACAUGCCCUUAACUUUGACCAUAGCCAGUCUCUUCCUGGUCUUAACAGAUUUCACAACCAUCAUGUAUACACCUGUCGCAGGCAACCAUAUAAGGGGUACACGGGGGAUGAGUGCAGAAGGCACCUUUUGCUCUUUUACUGGUGAAAUGGCUCUGUGGUCUUUGAUAAAACUGGUAGUAGAAAGGUAUGUGGUGGUCUGCAAGCCCAUGAACAAUUUCUGUUUCAGUGAGACCCAUACCCUCAUAGGCCUCACUUUGAUCAUGGCCUUGUCUGGCCAUUCUCCUCUCUUGGGAUGGUCAACAUACAUUCUAGAAGGUCUGCAGUGUUCAUGUGGAGUUGAUUAUUGUACACCAACCCCAGAGGUGCACCAAGCCCACAGUAAGUCCUUUUACAUUUAUAUGCUCAUGUUACACUUUGUGAAACCAAUGACUAUUAUCUUCUGCUACAAACGCCUUGUCUGUUCUGUCAGAGAGGCUGCGGCUAAGCUACAGGAGUCAGACACCACCAAGAAAGCUGACUAAGAAGUUACUUGCAUGGUUGCCAUCAUGGUCACUUCCUUCCUUAUUUUCUGGAUCCCAAAUGCCAGUGUUGCUUUCUGCAUCUUUACUCACCAAGGAUCUGAUGUCAGCCCUGUCUUCAUGACCAUCCCAGCCUUCUUUGCCAAGAGCUCAGCUAUCUAUAACACAGUGAUUUACGUCUUUUUUUCUGUCCAGUUUCAUAACUGUAGGAUCACAGCGCUCUGCUGUGGAAAGAAUCCUCUGGCUGAUAAGGAUGCUUCAGUUGACCCUAAGACUUUCACAAUCUCAACAAGUCAGGUUACUCCUGGAUAG
This is a messenger RNA of Euleptes europaea (tarantolino), 1029 nucleotides long. It is a transcript of the gene RHO, whose product is annotated as rhodopsin. Gene Ontology annotation, biological process: phototransduction; G protein-coupled receptor signaling pathway; visual perception. Gene Ontology annotation, molecular function: G protein-coupled receptor activity. Gene Ontology annotation, cellular component: photoreceptor outer segment; membrane. The record is from RefSeq and is a predicted model, not a curated record. NCBI's taxonomy places the organism in Eukaryota, Metazoa, Chordata, Lepidosauria, Squamata, Sphaerodactylidae.